Molecule: messenger RNA, 174 nt
Organism: Trematosphaeria pertusa
Lineage: Eukaryota; Fungi; Ascomycota; Dothideomycetes; Pleosporales; Trematosphaeriaceae
Exons: 1
Biological process (GO): protein phosphorylation
Molecular function (GO): protein kinase activity; ATP binding
Source: RefSeq, a predicted model, not a curated record
UCGGCCCGAGCGAUCCAUAAUCUUGGAGUCUUGCACAAGGACCUCGAGCCUCGCAACAUACUGUGGAGCGAGGAGACUGGUCGAGUAAUGGUGAUUGACUUCGAGCGGGCAGAGGUUGUCCGCCAGCUGAAGCACCAUAUGCUGGAUGAAUAUGCUAAACGCCGUAGAAACGGA